AUGGAGCGAACUUGUUUGAAUAUGCAUAUACGAAUUUCCCUACUAUCCAGUACUCUAGUGAGUAGUACCUCGAUAGGCAGCUACUUCCCGAUAUCUGAUUCCAAAAUCUAUGAUCCAAUCGAAAACGACACUACUGCCUAUCAUAUACCGGGUAGUAAUGAGUACGACAACGACACGUCGUACAGCUAUUACAGUUGCAUAGCAUCGGAAGGGAACGUAUCCUAUUUGAAUGUGUCCUGCGAGACAAUCCUUAAUUACAGCAUCCCGCUGUAUGGUUAUUGCACGCCGGUCCUGUUACUUGUUACGCUUGCAGCCAAUUCAUUGAUAGUCAUAGUCCUCAGGAAACGAAGCAUGGCUUCCCCGACAAAUUUUGUACUUAUGGCGAUGGCUCUUUGCGAUAUGUUUACACUUCUCUUCCCAGCGCCCGGUCUAAUGUACAUGUACACUUUUGGAAACCACUAUAAACCACUUUCACCAAUAAUAGCGUGCUACGUGUGGAAUGCCCUAAAUGAAAUCCUGCCAGCCAUGUGCCAUACUGCAUCAGUAUGGCUUACGCUAGCCCUGGCUGUACAAAGAUAUAUCUACGUUUGCCAUGCUCCAGCGGCACGAACAUGGUGUACCAUUCCUAGAGUUAAAAAAUGUAUUACUUAUAUAUGCAUUGCUGCGUUACUACACCAAAGCACUAGAUUUUUUGAUAAAUCAUACACACUUAUUACGAUAGAAUGGAACGGACACCUGACGAACGUGUGCCACAUCGAAACAGCUCAUUGGGUGCAUGAGUACGCAAGCGAGGACUUUUACUACACGUUCUACUUUUCCUUCCGCAUACUGUUCGUCCAUCUAACACCGUGUGCCAGCCUGGUAGCAUUGAACGUUUUACUUUUCAAAGCAAUGAGGCAAGCUCAGAAAAAACGUGAACGACUGUUUAAGGAUAACAAAAAGCGCGAAUGUAAACGGCUACGUGACUCGAACUGCACCACGUUAAUGCUUAUCGUAGUUGUCACUGUGUUUUUGGUAGUGGAAAUUCCUCUUGCAGUUAUCACCGCGCUACAUAUCAUUUCGUCACUUAUAUACGAGUUCCUAGACUACUACAUAGCGAACCUGUUCAUUUUGUUCGCAAAUUUUCUGCUCAUUGUAAGCUAUCCCAUUAAUUUUGCUAUCUAUUGUGGCAUGUCGCGCCAGUUUCGAGAAACGUUCAAGGAAAUCUUCAUCAAAUCAGGGAAGCAAAUAAAAAUCAACAAGGAUUGCGGUUCGUCAAAGUACUCGAUAGUUAACGGUCCUAGAACCUUCACGAACGAGACGGUUCUAUAACCGACAAACCCUCAACUUCACUUGCCUUACGAGCCAAACUACACGCCAACGUAGUACCGAACUGUGAAGAACGUUGGAUUAUUUGUGUAUGCUAUUAACGUAAUUUAUUGUUCGAACAAUAUUUGAUGUAUUUUUUAUUGUUUUCCAUAGAACAAUAACAUAUUUUUUCGGGUAAAUAACUAGAUCGGUUGAUGAAGAAAAUCUGAGCCCAUUUUUCCGAUUCAAACCAUCGAAUUUCUUUACCACAUAUAUUAACAUAUAUAAAGCAUGUUUUCAUAAUUCAAUAUGGCAAAUAAA
Anopheles nili is the source of this 1608-nucleotide messenger RNA. RefSeq names its product sex peptide receptor (gene SPR). Gene Ontology annotation, biological process: G protein-coupled receptor signaling pathway. Gene Ontology annotation, molecular function: G protein-coupled peptide receptor activity. Lineage: Eukaryota; Metazoa; Arthropoda; Insecta; Diptera; Culicidae. The transcript is spliced from 7 exons. The record is from RefSeq and is a predicted model, not a curated record. Bases 1 to 1311 code for a protein of 436 amino acids. Gene Ontology annotation, cellular component: membrane.